UGAUAGGCUUAUCCUCCAUGAAUUUUUCUAAUCCUUUUUAAGACCAUCCAGGCUGGGGACCAUCACUACUUCCUGUGGGAAUGACUACAAUUGGAGUAUAGUUCUGAUCUUCUCACUUUAAAAAGGAAAUUGAAGAUAACAGGUUUGGAAAAGGGCAGCCACAAUGAUGGGGCAGCAAGUCCUAUAUGAGGAAAGGCUACAGCAUUUGGGACUUUUCAGUUUAGAGACUGUCACGUAAGAGGUGUCUUCUGUUAUUGUGUCUUCUGCCAUACAAGUGGUGUCUUGUGUAGAGAUGCCUGAUGCUAUUUUGUUCUUUAAAUAGUACUGUUUAACUGAGAUGGUGUGAGCAAUUUGGUUUGGAUGCUGCAAACACUAUUUUCUUGUAUCUGUUUUUCUUGAGCAACAUAAAGGAGGAAAGAGAUACUUCGGACCUCUGUGCCUCCCAGGAGAAACAGCAUCAAGUAGAAUUAGAGUAAUAUGGCAAACAAGAAGGAUACUACCUUUGGAAAGGGAACAUUGAAGCUGAAAUAAAAUAGGGGAUUGAGAAUGUGCUAACAACAAUGCUAGGAUUACAAUGGGAAGUGUCACACUUCGCUAUUUCUGCUAUGGCUGCCUCUUCACAUCUGUGACCUGGACACUUCUACUCUUUAUUUAUUUCAACUUCAGCGAAGAGACCCAGUCUUUCAAGAAUGUGCCCAUCAAGGGGCUUGAACCUCAGAAGCCAUUUCCUAAAAAGAUCUAUCCCCGUUUUGUCCAUGGGCCAGUACACAUACCUGAAGCUCACCACAGAUACAGUAAGAACAGGAAUCCAUUGGGAAAUGCUGCACAGGAUCCCAUCAAGGGGGAUACUGAGAUGUCUCCUGAAAUGGGUAUGAUUUUUAAUGAGCAAGACCAGGAAGUGAGAGACUUGGGCUAUCAAAAGCAUGCUUUCAAUAUGCUCAUCAGUAACCGGUUGGGAUAUCACAGAGAUGUGCCAGACACAAGAGAUGCAAAGUGUAAAGAAAAAAGUUAUCCUCAUGAUCUGCCCUACGCUAGCAUUAUAAUUUGUUUCUAUAAUGAAGCAUUCUCUGCCUUGCUUCGGACAGUGCAUAGCGUUUUGGACCGCACACCAUCUAAUCUUCUCCAUGAAAUUAUCUUGGUGGAUGACAGUAGUGAAUUAGCUGAUCUGAAAGAAGAAUUGGAUGCUUAUCUAACAAAAAAUCUUCCGAACAAUAUAAAGCUAGUCAGAAAUGAGAAGCGAGAAGGGCUAAUUCGUGGGAGAAUGAUUGGAGCUUCUCAUGCUACAGGGAAGGUACUUGUGUUUCUGGACAGUCACUGUGAGGUGAAUGAGCUGUGGUUGCAACCUUUGCUGACACCCAUCCAGGAAUCACGGAAAACAGUGGUUUGUCCUGUCAUUGAUAUAAUUAGUGCUGACACGCUUACCUACAGCUCUUCCCCAGUUGUCCGUGGAGGGUUCAACUGGGGUCUGCACUUUAAAUGGGAUCUUGUUCCUUUGUCAGAACUGGAAGGCCCUGAGGGAGCCACUUCUCCAAUCAAGUCACCUACAAUGGCAGGAGGCUUGUUUGCAAUGGACAGAGAAUAUUUCAAUGAACUUGGACAAUAUGAUAGCGGCAUGGACAUCUGGGGAGGGGAAAACCUGGAAAUAUCAUUUCGGAUCUGGAUGUGUGGGGGCAAACUUCUCAUCAUCCCAUGCUCCAGAGUCGGACACAUCUUUCGUAAAAGGCGACCUUAUGGCUCCCCAGGCGGGCAGGACACCAUGGCGCACAACUCUCUACGGCUAGCUCAUGUGUGGAUGGAUGAAUAUAAGGAACAGUAUUUUGCUCUGCGACCAGAAUUACGGACAAGGAACUAUGGGAAUAUUACUGAUCGUGUGGAGUUGAGAAGAAAGUUGAACUGCAAAUCGUUUAAGUGGUAUUUAGACAAUAUAUACCCAGAGAUGCAAAUUUCUGGUUCUAAUGCCAAAGUACCGCCCCCACUCUUUUUCAACAAAGGGCAAAAACGACCAAAAACAUUGCAACGUGGACGGCUGCUUCAUCUUCAGACAAAUAAAUGUCUUGUUGCCCAAGGCCACCCAAGUCAAAAAGGAGGACUUGUUGUGGUCAGAGAGUGUGAUUACAAUGAUCAAAAUCAGGUAUGGCUUUACAAUGAAGAUCAUGAGCUGAUCCUAAACAAUCUCCUAUGCUUGGACGUGUCUGAAUCUCGCACUUCUGAUCCGCCACGCCUUAUGAAAUGCCAUGGAUCAGGAGGAUCUCAGCAAUGGGUGCUUGGGAAACAUAAUCGACUCUAUCAGGUGUCCGUUGGGCAAUGCAUGAAGGUAGCUGAUCCGCUUAGCCUCAAAGGAUAUGUGACCAUGGCAAUUUGUGACGGCUCCCUCCCUCAGCAGUGGCGCUUUGAAAGCUGAGUGACAGUGAAGGCCCAUUUCCACAGUAGCCCAUAGUUGACCUUAUAGAGCCUGCAGUCCCUGCUGCUAUUUCUGAAACGGAACAGUUUGGGAAGCUUUAAGAAGCAAGUGGAAUAGGAGCUGUGGCAGCCACGUUUCAAUCUCUACACACAUAGAAGUGCAAUUCAUGUAAGUUUUUUGCACUUCCCUGGCAAAUGUAGCUACUCUAAAUAGUUAGACCAUUGUAUUUAAUUAGGAAAGAAAAUUAAUAUUGAAUAUUUCCAAUAGUCAGAUGA
Messenger RNA from Podarcis raffonei (Aeolian wall lizard), 2676 nucleotides. It is a transcript of the gene GALNT11, whose product is annotated as polypeptide N-acetylgalactosaminyltransferase 11. Gene Ontology annotation, cellular component: Golgi apparatus. NCBI's taxonomy places the organism in Eukaryota, Metazoa, Chordata, Lepidosauria, Squamata, Lacertidae. The coding region runs from base 575 to 2401 and encodes 608 amino acids. Gene Ontology annotation, molecular function: Notch binding. The record is from RefSeq and is a predicted model, not a curated record. Gene Ontology annotation, biological process: regulation of Notch signaling pathway. The transcript is spliced from 12 exons.